Sturnus vulgaris (Common starling) is the source of this 4739-nucleotide messenger RNA. It is a transcript of the gene SLC39A6, whose product is annotated as solute carrier family 39 member 6. Gene Ontology annotation, biological process: intracellular monoatomic cation homeostasis; zinc ion import across plasma membrane. Gene Ontology annotation, cellular component: plasma membrane. Gene Ontology annotation, molecular function: zinc ion transmembrane transporter activity; monoatomic cation:bicarbonate symporter activity. The record is from RefSeq and is a predicted model, not a curated record. Lineage: Eukaryota; Metazoa; Chordata; Aves; Passeriformes; Sturnidae.
AGGAGCGCGGCGCGGCCGGCGCGGGAGGGCAGCGGCGGCGGUGCGGCUCAGCCCGGCCCGGCGCUGCCCGGCGGCGGCGGGACAGAUUGUUUGCACUACUGAAAAGGAACUGCAAUGGAGAGUACGGCAUCAGUUAUUUUCCUUGUAUCGUUUUCCAUACUGCUGUGUGAAAGUUACCAUCAUGGAGUGGAGACGGCUACUGUUGUGCAUACCUCGGAGAGAGCUUUCCCAGAAAAGACAGUGGGUGUCAAUACGGACUUGGCAGGACUAAUACAGAAGUUGCACCUUCAAGAACUUUUUAAUCGUUAUGGAGAAAACAACUCUCUGUCAAUUGAUGGGUUUAGAAAACUGCUACAGAACAUAGGUAUAGAUAAAAUGAAAAGGAUUAAAAUAAGCCACGAUCAUGACCACGAUCAUGAUCAUGACCACAAUCAUGAUCAUGACCACAAUCAUGACCAUCACGACCAUGACCAUGAUCAUCACUCUCAUCAUAAUCAUGUUUCAUUGAGUAAAAGCUCUGAGAAGGCUGCAUGUCCCAACCAUGAAUCUGAUACUAUCAAAGACCACAGGAACAGCCACGCAAAGGAGGCUCAUAAGGCCGAGGGCGUGGAGCGGCAGCAGAACUUGGUGCGCAGCAAGAGCGCGGCUCACGAGAUCACGGCGUCCGUCAUCACCGCUGCCGCAGGCGGCCACGCCGAGCUGCAGAACGCGCAGCCCGGAGAAGUCAGGGCGGUUGUUCGUGUGGCUGCGGCUGGCCCUGGGGCCCUUAACGUCACUGGGGGCCGCAAUGCCACCGGGCUUGGUGCCACCAAGGCAAACGAAUCUCAUGCUUCUCCCAAGGAACUGGAGAGAGGGAGCAACCUCUAUUCUAAACUGAAAAAACAAAACACUCAAGAGUGCUCCAAUGCAUCCAGACUGAUGCAAUUGCAUGGAAUAGGCACUCAAGUAUUGUUGACUGCUACAGAAUUUAGUUAUCUCUGUCCAGCUCUUAUUAAUCAGAUCGAUGGCAAAUACUGCAUAGUCCAUGCUACUAGUGAAAAAGCUGAAACUCCUCCAAAAAGUUACUCUCUGCAAAUAGCUUGGAUUGGUGGUUUUAUAUCCAUCUCUGUCAUCAGCUUUCUUUCCUUGCUGGGUGUUAUAUUGGUACCUCUGAUGAAUCGAGUAUUUUUCAAAUUUCUUUUGAGUUUUCUUGUGGCAUUGGCUGUGGGGACCUUGAGCGGAGAUGCCUUCUUACACCUCCUUCCACAUUCUCAUGGAAACCAUCACCAUCACCACGAAAAGCCUCUGCUUGAUCAAAAAGGCUCGACAUACAAGCAUCUUGUUUUUCCAAGUACAGAGGAGAGUGCUUACCUGGAUUCUACAUGGAAAGGACUUACAGCACUUGGAGGCUUGUACUUCAUGUUUCUAGUGGAGCAUUUGAUCACUUUAAUAAAGCAAUUUAAAGACAAGAAGAAAAAGAAAAAAAAUGAAGAUGAUGGAGAAAGUAAGAAGUUUUCAGCAAAUGAAGAAAAGUUGGAUGCGGAUGAUCGGCCUGAGGGCUAUCUAGGGGUAGACUCUCAAGAUCCAUCAAACUUCAUUUCUCAGCAGCCAACUGUACAAGAGGAAGAAGAGGUGAUGAUAGCUCAUUCUCAUCAAGAGGAGGUUGACAAUGAAUAUGUGUCCAGGGUCUGUAGAAACAAAUGCCAUUCUCACCUGCAUGAUACUCUAGGACAGACAGACCAUCUAAGUCACCAUCACCAUGACUACCAUCACAUUCUGCACCACCAUCAUCAUCAGAACCAUCAUCCUCACAGUCACAGUCAGCGCUACUCGCGCGAAGAGCUGAAGGACGCAGGGAUAGCAACUCUGGCAUGGAUGGUGAUCAUGGGAGAUGGACUACACAAUUUUAGUGAUGGACUGGCAAUUGGAGCAGCCUUUACUGAAGGGUUUUCUAGUGGUUUAAGCACUUCUGUGGCUGUAUUUUGCCAUGAAUUACCUCAUGAGCUAGGUGAUUUUGCUGUCCUCCUAAAAGCUGGUAUGACUGUCAAGCAAGCCGUGCUUUAUAACGCUCUGUCAGCUAUGCUGGCCUAUCUUGGUAUGGCGACUGGGAUCCUGAUUGGUCAUUAUGCAGACAAUGUUUCAAUGUGGAUAUUUGCACUUACUGCUGGCUUGUUCAUGUAUGUGGCUCUUGUGGAUAUGGUACCUGAGAUGCUCCACAAUGAUGCCAGUGACCAUGGAUGUAGCCGGUGGGGAUACUUCCUGUUGCAGAAUGCUGGGAUUCUCCUGGGUUUUGGGAUAAUGCUGCUUAUCUCAGUAUUUGAACAUAAGAUUGUAUUCAGCAUAAACUUGUAAUCCUGGUUGCCAGGAGGACACCUUGGUGUUAAAUUAUAAGUGGUAGGGUUGUUUUUUUUUCCUACAAAUUUCCUUAUUGGAAAGGUACGUUUGAUAUAGACUAGAUUUUUUUAUUGGUGUGCUUUGUCUUUGUGUACUUCCCUCCCUUCUUGCCUGAUAGAAAGAAACACUGUAAAGUUUGGGGUUUGUUGGGAGUUUGUUUUUUGUGUUUUGUUUUUUUUUUUUUACUUGGGAUUUAGAAUUGCUUAUGGUACUGUGGAAAGUGGUACUUAGUAAAACAUGGCCAAAUCUAUAUUAUUUGUAUCGUUUGGGGGAAUUUAGGUUGGUUUUUUAUGAAUUUAUUUGCUGUAUGUAAUUAUAUGUCAUGUUUUUUAGUUCAGUGGUUUUUUGGUUUAAAGAGGUAAAAUAAAAGUGGUUUUUAUUUUAGCACAAUUAAAAUCAGUGGAUACAAAGCACAGUGAGCAAAGUAAAAAAAGAACAAGGCAUCUAACGGUUAGCAUGUGUUUAUUGGUAAAAACUCAUCUCUUCUGCAUCUACCUGGUUUAUAUGGAAAGGCAGAUAAGUCCAUUCCAUCCUUGUGGUGCUAGUUCUCUCAGCAGCUUGUGGAUUCCUCUGUCUUAUUCCAGUUGCUUUCUACUCCAAACAAAUUAAUGUAAAACCACAUUCUAAGUGUUUACAUAAACUGUUUAACUUGUUUCAUCCCUUCUGAUAUGAGUUGCUCUUUACUGAUAAAUCAGCAACAAAUUGCCAAAGCUUUAAGGUAUGUGAAUUCCAUCAAAAAGACUUUAAAAGCAGUGGUUUACUUACUGUUCAGCACUUACAAUGCCUGAAGUGACAAAGGUGUAUUAAAGCCUGUUUGAUAUCAAGGGGGAGGAGUGCUACAGGCUUAGAUAAACAGUCAUUUCCUACAACAGCUUCCUGAAGUAAAGUGUUGAUUUACUUUAGGAAAAUGAGCUGAGUGGGAGAGCUGCCUACUUCUAGUUCAGUGCACACAACCUGUGCUAUAUUUUUUGCAAGAACUAAAGCUGAGAAAUCCAAAAUAACAAAAUUUCUUUGGUAGCAUAUUUAGAGAAACAGUGUGUUAAGGAUGAUAAGUGUAUACUUAAGUUUGUAGUUUAAGCCUACAGGCUUAAUGUGCUUAGUCACCCUGAAUGUCACUGAAGGAAGGAGGUGGAAAAAACCAAUAGUAAAAUAAGUUCUGCAUUUGCAGGGAAGGUGAACAUGUCACAGUUUAAUGAUGAAUAAAUAACAAUUAUGCUACCUUACUAGCUAACUUUAAAAAUCCCAGAAAUAACUAGAACCUUUUUCUCAUGCACUGCUUCAAAUCAUCAGCUGAAUAAAAAGCUUGAACAAGAGAAAUGUUUGAUAAUAUUCUGUAUGACAGGUUAAAACAGUUUGUUGGUCUGUCAUACAGUGGAAGCCAGGAACUGUUCUAUCACCUCAGAAAACAGAUAUUUUCAAUUAAUUGGGAGGUUUGAGGGUUUUUUACAAGUUGAAAAGUGGGUACCAUAGGAGUUUUUGCAGCCAGUAGAAUACUAGCUUCUCCUUCUUCAGCCUUUGCUCAGGUUAGCAAGAUUGAUAUUUACUUUUCUGCUCACAUUGAUGAAAAUCCUGUUCUACUCCUCCUUUGAAGCCAGGGGUUACAAAGGUAUACUUCCUUCAGCUCUCCUAAUGCAUCCCUGUGUCCUAGCAGGCUUUUUGGGGCUUGGGUACAGUGUUUACCCGUGGUUUGGGAAAAUUCCAUGAAUGUAGUGCACUUCAGCCCAUGGGGCUUCCACCUUCUGUGCUGCAAUCCUGGGUACUACAGAAAUUGGGCAUCUCUGUAGUCCUGGGGGAUUUCAGACUUGGAUGAGCUCUGUUUGCUUUGAAUUUUUCACUGUUGGUUUCUGUUAGCCUACAGCCACAAUAGCUGCCAGUUCAGCUGGACUUCUUUUGUCCGAAUAUGACAUAGGAAGUGGGCAGGUAGUUUACUGUUGCUCAAAAGAUUUUAAGAUCAAUGACUAAAUGAUGGAGAUAAAUCAACGAAUUUCAGUGUUUUCCGUGGGUUAUUGGCUGGCUUUUGAUGUACUCAACUGACAUUAAAAUAUCCACAUAUCAAAACACAUUGCUAAUUUAAGAAUAAGAAAAAUUAAUUGCCUUUCAUGCAGUGGGCAUGAGGGCAGAAAUGUCUCUAUCCUGUACACAAGCAUAUUCCACUCCUUCAGUGCUCUUCAGUCAUUGAUGGAGAAAUGUCCAUGAUAGGCAGCUGUCCAAACUAAUAACUGAGAAGGCUACAGACUAAAACUUGCUGUAGUUUUAUAUCAGUGGGAUGACAAAAGGUUGGUUUUUUUGUUUGUUUUGUUGUUGUUUCUCUUUGUCAGCUGUAUAAAGUAGAACCUGCAUCCAUUGCAAUGUACUCCUGUUGGAAA